Penicillium concentricum is the source of this 1119-nucleotide messenger RNA. RefSeq lists its product as uncharacterized. The record is from RefSeq and is a predicted model, not a curated record. NCBI's taxonomy places the organism in Eukaryota, Fungi, Ascomycota, Eurotiomycetes, Eurotiales, Aspergillaceae. The coding region runs from base 1 to 1119 and encodes 372 amino acids. The transcript has a single exon.
AUGAGCGACCAAGAGAACCAGCGGGGCAAUCCCACCAACCCCAAAAUCAACACAGCCCCAGCCCCAGCUCCAUCAACCUCAAACACCCAACCCAACCCCUCCCUAGCAUCCCGCAUCCAAACCUCCGCAACAGGCCUAGCGAAAAGCGCAUUCAACCCGGGCUCCGACAUAAUCAACACGCUAGCAUCAAGCACGAGCAAAGCAGGUCCAUCGUCCCUCCCAAACACACAGACAAGCAGGGAUCUACCCGCAAAUACACAGCAUGGAGGUCUCGGUUCCGGGUCAGGGUCAGGGUCAGGGUCAGGGUCUGCAGCGCAAGCUUUCCGCGAACACGAUACCACACCGGGUGGAUUCGCUCUACCAGCCUUGACAGAAGACGAAUUCCAGCGAAAUGCAUACGGAUAUGAUGGAAUGGUAGAUGAAACAACUACAACUACAAAUCAACCCCAACCCCAACCCCAAUCCCACAACGACCUCCAAACCCCCUCCUCAACCUGGAAAGGCAAAGCCCGCGCCCAAGACCCAACCCAACACCAACUCGAAACCGUCUGGCAGCGCCAAUGGCACGUACAAGACCCGACGACAACAUAUACCCCAAACACAGACGACGGAUCAGCCGUCGUCUCCCUGCUAUCGGAUACAAACUUCGAUCCGAAUUUCGAAGACCCGACGACUGUCCCGGAUACCGAGAUUGAUAUCGCCGCUUUACCGGUCCCGCUUUCUGCGAGCGAGAGGGAGGUUCUUGAUUCAUUCCGGAAGGGGAUGGGGUUAGACGAGGAGAAAAAGAGUCGGUUAACGGGGGCUAGUCUUGUUCCUGAUAUUGAUGUUUUUUUGAGUCAGGGGGUUGGGAGUGGGAUUGGGUUUGCGGAGGGGGAUACGGUUAUGGCUGGUUCUACUUCUACUUCGCUUCGUGAUUCUGUUUUGAGGGAUCUUCCUGGGGCGGGGGAUUGGGUUGGUGUGCAGGAGAGGUAUCAUGAUGAGGUUUGGGGGUUUUUGCAGCCUGUGCUUGAAGAGGCGAGGGUUGAGAUUGAGGAGCAGGGGGUUGGGGAGGGAUUGGGUGGGGAGGAUGGGCCUGCUGUUAGGAGGUUGAAGAUGAUUUUGAUGCAUAUGAAGGGGUGA